Messenger RNA from Salvia miltiorrhiza (redroot sage), 1378 nucleotides. RefSeq lists its product as uncharacterized. The transcript has 2 exons. The record is from RefSeq and is a predicted model, not a curated record. The coding region runs from base 707 to 1117 and encodes 136 amino acids. Lineage: Eukaryota; Viridiplantae; Streptophyta; Magnoliopsida; Lamiales; Lamiaceae.
AAUGAAAUUGCAUUACAAUCAACGGUCGCAGGCGGCGUGGUGACCUACUUCUAUCACAACCACACUCGUGUUUUCUCUCUCAACAAAAUCCAGCUCACACUGCACGCAGCGGCCGAAUUCAUUCAUUAUUUUCAAAUAAAAUAAAGAAUUAUACAAGCCCUAACCCUAAUUUUCGAGAUUGCAUACACAUUGAGAUAGAUAUAAAUCCACGCAUCCCUUCACCUUUCUCAAAUCACAACCCUUCUCCAAUUCCUCUCCGUUCAAUUCGAAUCGAUACCUCCCAAACUCUCAUCUUCCGCCGCUACCUUUCGAUUUCGCUUUUGUCACUUAGAUUUGGGGCUUUUCCUCUUUCAAUCCCCUUUUCAGUUUUACUCUUUAUUGUGAUUAUCCCAAAACGAUUCAGAACUUUCCUUUGUGAAUGGUGGAAAUCUCGAGCGCACAAUUAAUGGUCAUCCCUUCUUCUUCUUCUUCAAGAAGAGGGGUUUCGCUUUCGACCACCAAUUCUUUCUGCUUCGGGUCCUGUAUGGAAGGCUGGUACUACCGCUGCCUCGGCCUCGACCCGUGAACUCCCGAUUGAUUACUUUUUCGUGAUUUUUUAUUUUCAUUUUUUGCGAAGAACCCCAAUUUUUGUUCUCUUUGAUUUAAUUCUUUGGUUGCUUUCUCCUUUCGUCAAAAGAAAUCGUUAAAGAAAUUCGAAGGAAAAAAAAUGUUGCUUUACAAGCAGAAGAAGAAUCAGGCGGUGAAGGUAAACCGGUUCUUGAUCAGCGUUACGUUUCUGGGUAGCGCCGGUCCGAUCCGGUUCGUGGUCAAUGAGGACGAGCUCGUUGCUGCUGUGACUGAUACUGCGCUGAAAUCGUAUGCGCGUGAGGGCAGGCUCCCUAUUCUUGGAUCCGAUCUCAAUAAUUUCAUUCUCUAUUGCCCCAUUGCUGGAACUGAAGCUCUGAGUCCAUGGGAGACGAUUGGAUCAGUUGGUGUUCGGAAUUUCGUGCUGUGCAAGAAGCCUCAAGCUGAGAAGGCCAUUGACAGCGAGAAGCUGCCUCCGAUAUCUCGCAAGGGGUCUGGCAGCUGGAAAUCAUGGUUCAACAAAUCAAUCAAUCCCAAGAUAUCUUCUCAUUGAAUAAGUCAUAUUUGCCUCUUUUGGGAGCUGUUUAUUGGGGUCUUUGAGAGUUUGAUUAUCUAUGUUUUGUUGGUUUUCUAUUUGGGUGUGAUUUGGGGUUGAAAUAAUUGGAACCUUUGUGGUUCUGCUGCCCCAAUAAAAACAGAGUUGCUUGAUUUUGAUUGAGUCAAUUCUUGGCUUGAGAGUGUUUCUUCUUUGCAGUCAUCAACUUGUAUCAUUAUGGAUUGAUUCCUCAUUAAACUAUACUAUUAUUUUUAUUUA